Messenger RNA from Nomia melanderi (Alkali bee), 2531 nucleotides. RefSeq names its product nuclear distribution C, dynein complex regulator (gene nudC). Gene Ontology annotation, cellular component: cytoplasm. NCBI's taxonomy places the organism in Eukaryota, Metazoa, Arthropoda, Insecta, Hymenoptera, Halictidae. Gene Ontology annotation, biological process: protein folding. The record is from RefSeq and is a predicted model, not a curated record.
UUCGAGACGUUUCGUAGUAGAAACGUGGUGUGGCAACAAAGUGCGCUGGUUUUCAACGUCAGUGCGGAACGUUUGUCGUGUGUUGAUCGGUGUUUCGAGGUUUAUUUUCGGUGAAGCUUAACGAACAAUGUCGAAUAACACAGAGAAAUUUGACGGCAUGCUGAUCGCUAUGGCCCAGCAACACGAAGGCGGCAUUCACGAGUUGUUGGACACGAUCUUCGGUUUCCUUGGGAGGAAAACAGACUUUUACGUCGGUGGCGGCGAGGGAGCUGCAGAGAAGCUUGUCCUUAGCACAUUCAAGAAACACGAGGCCACAGCAGUGUCAGCGGCUGCCAAAGAAAAGGCAGAACGCGCUGAGACAGAGAGAAGACGCAAAGAAAGACUGGAAAAGAAAAAGAAAGAGGAGGAGGCUGAACAAGAGAAAAUUAAUGCAGAGUCUAAGAUCGUUGAAUUGACUGAUGAACAAGCUGUCAAGUUACAAGAAGAAAUAGAUAAUAAGAAAUCAGAGAAAGAAGUACCUGCAGUUCCUGGGCCUAGCGGAGACAAUGCUGACAGUGAAAAGAAGGAGGAAAACCCCGAAGAGGAGGAAGAAGAAGAAGAUGAAAAGGAAAAGGGUAAACUCAAGCCUAACUUUGGAAACGGCGCAGACAUGCCAAACUACAGAUGGACUCAGACUCUUCAGGACCUAGAGAUCAAAAUACCGCUGAAAGUGGGGUUCUCGGUGAGGCCGAGGGACGUGACGGUCUCGAUCACGAAGAAACACCUGACCUGCGGCGUGAAGGGUCAGCCGGCGAUCAUCGACGGCGAUUUCCCGCACGAAGUCAAAGUCGAGGAGUCCACCUGGGUGAUCGAGGACGGGAAAAUGCUGCAGCUCAACCUGGAAAAGGUAAACAAAAUGCAAUGGUGGGCGCACGUGGUGACCACCGAUCCGGAAAUCAGCACGAAGAAAGUGAACCCGCAGCCUAGCAAGCUGUCCGAUCUCGAUGGCGAAACCAGAAGCCUCGUGGAGAAGAUGAUGUACGAUCAGAGACAAAAGCAGCUCGGACUGCCGACCUCCGAGGAGCAAAAGAAGCAGGAUGUCAUUAAGAAGUUCAUGGAGCAGCAUCCGGAGAUGGACUUCUCGAAGUGCAAAUUCAACUAUUGAGAGGAUUCGGUCGGGGGUUCAGCGGGUCGUUAUCAAUCGAUGGGAAGCGAACGCACCGACACGGCCGUGCCAGUGUCAGCCGGAUCCAGUGGAACUCUAUCUCGUUAAUUAUCACCUCGUGACGUCUCGACCUUCUCUGCACUUUCCUUUAUUUUUUAUACGUUGCGCUCCGCCGCGCCAGCCGCGGCGAGAGAUGGCACCACGAACUGAACUCAGAUUUCUUUACCGCUCGCUUGCCGAUUUGAUUCCCUUCGCCCCCAUUCCUCCGGCGCUCCCUCAGUUUGCCCCGAGCCGACGGUACCAAGGGACGAGAAGCGGUGUCGAGAGUUGCACAAAAUGUAUGUCACGGAUUUUUCACAUUAAGUUUUCGUAUAAUUGAAUAAAGAGUUUAGAGAGAAAUUAGUUACGGUAAUCGCGCCUUAUCGUUAAGGACUCCAUUGGUUGCGCCUAUACCAAUAUUGAAAAUAAAGUAUAUCUCUUUUCGUCAGUCUCUUUAUCUUACCGAGUCGCAUGAAACGCUCGCCGUUCGAUCGUAUACAAAGUGAUGAUCACGUGUUCAGAGAUAGAGGGUGAUAGGCUACGAGAAUUUUAACCCUAGAAUGACACGUGCACGAACGUUCGUCUACGAGUUCGAUGAAUAUCGAUUGGAAUAUCGUUGAUAAAUUUAGAAAACAUGGAACAGCGUGAUAUUUUAUCAAAUAUCUAUUGAAUCAUUUUUAAUGUCUUGCCGAGAAGCGUUGCAGCACCGUUCUAGGAUUAAAGGUCACGACGAUCGAUUUAAUUGCUACAAUUAAGUUUCUACAAUGAGUUAUCACACGAUUAAUUUACGGUGAUCGUUCCUUAAGCAGUUAAGAGUUCGUACGCAGUCUCCGAGUAGCAACACAGGGCACAAUCAUUAAGCUAAGUUAAGGCACACAAGUGUCCAAUACUGUCCGUCGUUUGUUGAUUAAAAAUAGUCGUUCUCCUUCAUCACUCGACUGAUCCAGCGAACGUAAUUCGACAGUCUCGCGUAUAUUCCGUAUUUCCCGCGUUUCCCGCAUCCCUCGCCGAAACUAGUGAUGCCGAAAAUGGUCCAAGGACGGUCGGGCCUUCUUGGGUCUCGACAGAGGAGCGGCCCACCGCUGUCGCCUGCGCAGGAGUCCAUCUUCCCGCGUCGAUAUCCGGCGCAGAACAUGUUGUCGGUGAUCCUGUAGUCGACGUAGACGUCUCGACAGGCUUCGGUGGACACUAUCGGUAUCUAAAACAAACGAAAAUCACAUUAAUCCUUUGUCAUCGGAAUUCUUCGAAGAUAGGAUCAGCAAAGACGAGUUAAGAUAAGUAAAUAUUAACACAUAUUCAGUCAGGAUUUUGUCAUCUUCCGAAAACUAACAUUCAGUAUAUUUCAUUU